AUGCUGUCGACCAAGGCAGCCGAGGAGCAGCGCAUUGCCGACUCGAAAAUUUCUUGCUACUUUGCGGCUCAUGCUUAUGCGCUGGAGGUAAUUAUUGCCCUAAAAGAGACCCCAGGUGAAGAGGCACCUGCUUUCGAUUACAGGAAUUACUCUUUUCCUACUUUAGAAUACGAAUACCGCGCGACCGAAACGGCAGCCACCCGAACUAAUGAUGAAGUUACAAAAGCCUCGACUUUACUGAAGACAUUGCAACGCCUCUUGGCAAAGAUUAAACCAAAGAAGCAGCCCGCGAUCGAGGCUGACUUCCAUCGACCUGAUUUACCACCACUCCAGAGGCCGGCUGAGAUAGCUGAACAAAAUUAG
Messenger RNA from Peronospora matthiolae, 363 nucleotides. NCBI's taxonomy places the organism in Eukaryota, Oomycota, Peronosporomycetes, Peronosporales, Peronosporaceae. The record is from the annotation of a GenBank genome assembly.